Molecule: messenger RNA, 924 nt
Organism: Geosmithia morbida
Lineage: Eukaryota; Fungi; Ascomycota; Sordariomycetes; Hypocreales; Bionectriaceae
Exons: 4
Coding region: 1-924 (307 amino acids)
Source: RefSeq, a predicted model, not a curated record
AUGGGAGUUACCGCCGGCAAGUCAAAGGCCGAAAAGAAGGCCAAGAAGGAGCGCAAGACAGAGGUCCGCAAGCUUCGUCGUCAGGCCAAAGCAGAGGCCAGACGCGCGCGAGACGCGGCAGAAAAGGGAGAUGAUAAGGCACUGGCUAUCCUCAACCGACCCAGCAAGAUGGAGUCCCGGAGGAGGAGGCUGCUCGUGCGGUCCCAGAAGCUAAAGGUCAAGGCUGCCAGGCUGAUGGAGGAGUCAGAAAAGGCUGCCAGGCAGUACGAGCAGCUUGUCAAGAUUGAGCAGAAGAGACUUGCCCAGGAGGGUGACAAGCCCGCCACCAAGGACGAGGACGUCCCCAUGGCUGACGAUGACGAUGACGAUGAUGAGACCUCCUCCUCCGAUGACGAGUCUACAUCCUCCAACGCCCCUGGCGGGGCUGAUGUGGCUGUGGCCGACGACGACGACGACGACGACGACGACAAGGCCGCCAGUGUUCCAGCAGACGAAAUUGUCCUCAAGAAGCGCCGUGAGAGUGACGCCGGGUCCAUCCUGAGCGUUUCCGAGGCCGGAGAGCACCGACCCAAGACGAAGAAGGAUAAGAAAAAGAGCGGCAAGUCUACGAAGCCAGAGGAAGACGAGAUCAGCAAGACCGACAAGAAGGCAAAGCGCAAGAGGACUGACGAGGUCAAGCCUGAAUUUGCUAAGGAAGCUGAGCGGUGGAACAUUGCCGAGCUGGAGGGCGGCAAGGCCCGUCAGGAAAAGAUGCUGCGUCUCCUGGGUGGUAAGAAGAGCGGCAUAUCGACGGGGCCAUCUGGCAAGGCUGGCGGCAGCAAGUCUAGCUCCAUCAAGGCCGAGGCCGACAUCCAACGACAGUUUGAGAAUGGUAUGAAGCAGAAGAACGAGGGUGGUCCUGGACGUCGUGGUCUAGGCGCAUAG